Molecule: messenger RNA, 2304 nt
Organism: Eucalyptus grandis
Lineage: Eukaryota; Viridiplantae; Streptophyta; Magnoliopsida; Myrtales; Myrtaceae
Product: COBRA-like protein 7
Exons: 2
Coding region: 126-2078 (650 amino acids)
Biological process (GO): cellulose microfibril organization
Cellular component (GO): membrane
Source: RefSeq, a predicted model, not a curated record
CUCUGCUCCAAACGACAUUCUCUCUCUCUCUCUCUUCUGCUUCGUUUCUGAGCAACACUUUCGAAUUCUGCUCGCAUCGACCCUCCUCCGUUUUCUCCCCGGAAAGUUCGAGCCUUUCGCCGCCAAUGGACCUCCGCCUCCACACCCGUCUCCUCUUCCUCUUCCUCCUCCUCCUCUUCGCCGCCCCGCCCUCCUGCGUCUCUCAGACUAACGCGCCGUCCCCGUCGCCGGCCCCGGCAGACGCGUGCAACGGCGUGCUCCUGACCUACCUCUACACGGGGGGCUCCCAGCUCCCGCCGGCCGACCCGGCCCACCAGGCCUACCGGUUCCAGUCCGUCCUCACCGUGACCAACAACGGCCUCGACGAGCUCAAGUCGUGGCGGGCGUUCGUGGGGUUCCAGCACGAGGAGCUGCUGGUCUCCGCCUCCGGGGCCGUCCCGGCCGACGGGUCGACCCUGCCCGCCGGCGUCGGCAACGGCACCGUCCUGGCCGGCUUCCCGUCCACGGACCUGAAGACGGCGAUCGAGACGGCGGGGGAUUUGACGCAGAUGCAGGCGCAGGUCAGGCUGGUGGGGACGCAGUUCGGGGUGAAGCCGCCCGCCGCGCCGAUGCCGGCGAAUGUCUCGCUCGCUAACGAUGGGUUCGUCUGUCCUGAGCCGACCUUGCAAGGGACGAAUUUGAUGCUGGUUUGCUGCACUAAAGAUCCGAACUUCAAGACGAACAUCACCGUCGCGGACGAGUUCUUGCCCCGACAGAGCGGCGAUCUCACGAUCAUGUACGAUGUGAUCCGGACGUACGACUCGAACUACUGGGCGCAGGUCACGAUUUCGAACCACAACCCCCUCGGCCGUCUCGAUAAUUGGCAAUUGAGCUGGGACUGGAUGAGGGAAGAGUUCAUCAACUCCAUGAGGGGGGCUUAUCCCUCCGUCUUGGACUCGAGCGCCUGCGUGUUCGGAUCGCAAGCUUCGCACUACACCGAUAUGGAUUUCUCCAACGUCUUGAAUUGCGAAAGGAGGCCCACCAUCAUCGACCUGCCUCCGACGAAGGCUAAUGACUCGAACCUCGGGUUGAUUCCUAAUUGCUGUCGGAACGGCACCAUAUUGCCUCCGUCCAUGGAUUCGAGCCAGUCGAGUUCGGUGUUCCAAUUGCAGGUCUACAAAAUGCCACCGGACCUCAACCGGUCGGAGCUCUUCCCACCCCAGAACUGGAGGAUCAACGGCACCCUUAAUCCUGAUUAUCAAUGCGGUCCUCCCGUUCGUGUGAGCCCCAGCCAAUUCUUCAGCCCGACCGGGUUGUCGUCGAAUACCACGGCCUUUGCUAGCUGGCAGGUGGUGUGCAACAUCACACAGCGGUCGACUCCUCGGUGCUGCGUGUCGUUCUCUGCGUACUACAACGAAUCUAUCGUGCCGUGCAGGACGUGCGCCUGUGGCUGCACGAGCAGCGCUAGCCAGACCUGUAGCGCCACCUCCCCGGCGAUCCUCCUCCCGUCCCAAGCGCUCCUCGUUCCGUUUGAUAAUCGUACCGCCAUGACGCUUGCCUGGGCACAAAUAAAGCAUCUUCAGGUCCCGAACCCAAUGCCCUGCGGCGAUAACUGCGGGGUCAGCAUCAACUGGCAUGUCAACACCGAUUACAGCCGCGGUUGGACCGCCAGGAUCACGAUCUUCAACUGGGGCGAGACCGCAUUUGUCGAUUGGUUUACUGCGGUGGAAUUGGAUAAAGCGGCUGUUGGGUUCGAGGCGACAUACUCGUUCAACGGGACUCUUAUGAGCGACGUGAACGACACGAUUUUGAUGAAGGGCCUUCCAGGAUUGAAUUACCUCAUGGGGGAAGCAGAUGGAGCGGACCCUGUGAAAGAUCCCAGGGUCCCUGGGAAACAGCAGUCGGUGAUUUCAUUCACGAAGAAGAACAUCCAGGGGAUCAACGUGCCAAAAGGAGACGGUUUUCCUACGAGAGUACUCUUCAAUGGGGAAGAAUGCUCCCUUCCAACCAUGUAUCCAACAAGCAAUAGCGCCAGAAUCGGCUCAUCUAUUAUGCUUUCGAUCUUCCUAGCUGCGAUCUUUUCCGCACUGAUACUGUGAUAGUCGCGCAAGGAGACAUGGCUCUGUGUCUUCUUUUCACCUCUUGAUGAUUCUUUUUGAUUGUUCUCUUAGGGCAUUCUUGCCGUGUAUUGUUCGGCAUGUCACAAUUACCAAAUCUCUUGGCAUCUCCAUUGUAAAGUGCCUGCUGUUCAUCUGAUAUAUACACAGUGCUGUAUCAAACAAGGAAGACUCAUGGUAUGAUCUUUUGCUUUGGCAGUUGGUGAAA